AUGCCUACAAUGCGAUGUAGUCAGGCAAAAAGUGAUCUAGAUGAGGUCCGGCACCCUGCUGCGAAUCUACCAGGUCUCACUCCUGCAAUUGCUGAACAUAUGCGGCUUGGGAUCGCUGAAUAUGCUAUCAGUUGUUCACACAUUUGUUUUGACAAGCAACAUGAUUGUGUAAUUGCUAACAUUGUGGUUAAAAAGGAUAAAAUGUUAGAAGGACUAUUAGGAACCUUAUUGAAAUCCUUAAGUUUAAAUGAGCAAUUACAUAUUAAUUAUAAUCUGCAGGCAUCUCUUUUAGAUUCCUUAGAGAUACAGUUAGAAGACAGUAGGAAAUAUAGUAUGUUAUCUGCACAUACAUGUGGUCUUCUGAAUGAUAAACUUUCUAUAUUAGAAAAUAAUAAUACUUUGUUUAAAGAAGUUGUUGAAUUUUUGCAAAAUUUGCGACAAACCUCUGCAAAUGUUAAAUUCUCUGAUAGUACAUAUGGCAGUGGUAUUUUUAUGUAUUGUACUAAACAAAAUGGUUUUAUUCAAAUUGGUACUUUAAAUACUGACCUUCCCCAUAGUCUGAAACAAAAUGAGAAUGUGUUUUUAGACAAUUCAGAUGCAUGUGUUACACCAUCUGCUCCUCCCUUGUAUAAAAAAACUUAUUCAGACUUUCAAAGUUCUGAGACUAUUCCAGUAUUUCCUCUCUCACGCCCUCCUGUUUUAUCAGAAAAUGAGGUAAUCUCAGCUGAAAAGUUACAAUCUCUACUGGCCCAUUAUGAUAAAAUAUCUAAAGAUUUUGAUGAUAUGGAGAUUGCUUUGCAUAAGACAAAAGGGUCUCUAGGUCAGGAAAUUAAUGCUAAAUCAGACUUAGAUAGUAAAUUAAAUUAUUUAUCUCUAGGACUAUAUUUUGUUAAAUCUGUAAAUGAAAACUAUAAAACUGAGUUUUCUAACCUAAGAAAUGUUUCUAAUGCUGAAAUAGGAAAUACUGACAGAUUUUUUGUUGCACUUUUUGUUGCUAGUGUGAAAAAGUUUGAUUAUUUACAAGAAUGGUAUAUUAAUGCUUCUCAUCUUAUUAUUCCAGGAUUUGGUGGCAUACCCCAUACAGGAGUGAACAUCUGUCUCCUAUGCAGUAUUGAUUUACUUUCUUCUCCUGCAGGAAUUCUACAUGAUGAUAAACAAGUUCCUUUGGUUAUGUCAGAUAAUAUUUUAUCUUGUGAUACAAGUAGCACAAUAGGUUAUUGCAAUAAUCAGGGUUGUGGACUAAAAACUACUGAACUAAGUGGCAUGUUUGUCACUGGAGACAUUGUAAUUGGUGGUGUAUUUCCAAUCCAUGUGGACAAAAUACAGUUUAAAUCAAACUUCACAGAGAAACCCUCUCCAGCCAUCUGUGAAAAAUUUAGAUUUGAGAACUAUCAACGUGUCCAGGCCCUAAGAUUUGCAGUAGAGGAGAUCAAUUAUAGUCAAAAUCUUCUACCCAACAUCACUCUGGGCUUUCAUAUUUAUGAUUCCUGUACUGUACUACAGAGGGUGCUGGCAGGAACCCUGCAGCUUCUGACUGGAUAUGUGCAACCUGUACCUAAUUACUGGUGUCACCAACAUGUACCUAUGGCUGCUUUUAUUGGUCACUCCAUCUCUACAUACAGCAUGCUGAUUGCUCAUAUCCUAGGACUGUACCGAUACCCACAGAUCAGUCAUUUUUCCACCAGCUCUCUUCUCAGCGACAGAACACAGUUUCCUUCCUUCUUCAGAACUGUCCCCAGUGAUGCCUUUCAAUCCCAAGGCCUAGCACAACUACUGUUGCAUUUUGGGUGGACAUGGGUAGGAUUAGUGGCCAUUGACAAUGAUUAUGGACAUCAGGGCAUUCAAGUCAUUAAGAAAGAGAUACUCAAGGCUGGAGCCUGUGUUGCCUUCACAGAGUACAUAAUGAUAAAUCAGACUAAUCGCAAUGCUCCUCAUAUAGUAAGCGUCAUAAAUGAGUCAACAGCAAAGGCUGUGCUUUUCUUUUCAACUGACAUUGACUUGGUCCACAUUCUAGAUGAGAUGCUGAGACAGAAUGUAACAGGAAAGGUAUGGGUUGCCAGCGAAGCUUGGGCUACCUCUCCAUUCCUAUCAGUGGACAGAUUUUCAAAAUUUCUAUCUGGCACUAUUGGCUUUGCCCUUCAUAGUGGCUCAAUGCCAGGAUUUGGAAAAUUUUUGAAUAUGAUCCAUCCUUCUAUAACUCCUGGUGAGGAUUGGUUGAAACUAUUCUGGGAAGAAGCAUUCAGUUGCAAGUUCCCUGAACAAGAAAAUUUCACUGACCCUUUUGAUUCAUCUUCAAUAAAACAAUGCACAGGAGAUGAAAAUCUAGAAAGCACUCAGAACAGUUAUAAUGAUGUAUCUGGUUUACGGGUAUCCUACAAUGUCUACAUGGCUAUUUAUCUCGUUGCCACAGCUUUGCAUAACAUGAUUACAUGCCGUAAUGGGAAGGGGCCUUUUCUUAAUGGCACUUGCACAGAUAUUUGGAAUUUUAAGCCUUGGCAGCUCCUGUACUACAUGAAAAAGGUGCAUGUGAAAAUGGGUGCUGCAAGUGAUCUCUACUUCAAUGAAAACGGAGAUCCUCCAGCAGUAUAUGAUAUUGUAAACUGGCAACUAAGCCAAGAUGGCAAAAUCAAACAGAUUAAAGUUGGCAGCUAUACUUCAGAUGCUAAUGGCAGCACUUUUACCAUCAAUGCCAGCAUUGUGCAAUGGAGUACAGGUGGAGAACAGGUUCCGCUCUCGGUUUGCAGUGAGAGCUGUGUCCCAGGAUUCAGGAAGGCUGCUAUAAGGGGACAUCCAGUCUGCUGCUUCCAGUGUGUACCCUGUCCCCAUGGAGAGAUCUCCAACCAGACAGACUCUGUAGAUUGCUUCAAAUGUCCAUGGGAUAUGUGGCCCAACAUUAAACUAGAUUGUUGCCUCCCAAAGUUCAGAGAAUACCUUUCUUAUGAUGAUCCUUUAGGUGUUACUUUGGCUGCUACAAGUUUCACAUCCUCUUUAGUCCCAGUUGCAGUUUUUGGACUUUUCCUCUAUUACAAAACAACUCCUAUUGUAAGAGCCAAUAACUACAUUCUAAGUUGUAUUAUCCUAUUAUCCUUGUCGCUUUGUUUCCUGUGUUCUUUGGCUUUUAUUGGUUACCCUCAGCGUGAGAAAUGCCUUCUGCGCCAAGUGGCCUUUGGUAUUGUGUUUUCCCUGUGUGUCUCUUGCAUUUUGGCAAAAACUAUCAUGGUUGUAAUUGCCUUCAAGGCCACCAAACCUGGAAGCAGCCUAAGAAAAUGGUCUAGCCCUCGUGUUUCAUACCUCAUUGUUUUGCUGUGUAUUCUUUUUCAAACAUUUAUAUGUGUUAUGUGGAUAUCGUUCUCUCCUCCAUUCCCAGAGCAAAACACAAGGACAAAGUCAGAAGUAAUCGUUGUUGAGUGUAAUGAAGGUUCUCCCUUUGCCUUCUGGUGUAUGCUGGGAUAUCUCAGCCUCCUGGCCACAGUCAGCUUCAUUGUUGCCUUCCUGGCCAGGAGACUCCCUGAUAGCUUCAAUGAGGCCAGGUUUAUCACCUUCAGCAUGCUUGCAUUUCUCACUGUGUGGGUGUCCUACAUCCCAGCCUCUCUCAGUGCUCGUGGUAAAUAUACUGCAGCCAUGGAGAUCUUCGCUAUUGUAUCGUCCAGCUGGGCUCUGGUAAUCUUCAUGUUUGUGCCAAAAUGCUUUAUUAUAUUGUGUAGACCAGACAUGAAUGCUAAAGAAAAUCUCAUAAGAAAAUACAGACUUUAG
Messenger RNA from Bombina bombina (fire-bellied toad), 3753 nucleotides. RefSeq names its product extracellular calcium-sensing receptor-like. The record is from RefSeq and is a predicted model, not a curated record. Gene Ontology annotation, biological process: G protein-coupled receptor signaling pathway. The transcript has 9 exons. Gene Ontology annotation, molecular function: G protein-coupled receptor activity. Lineage: Eukaryota; Metazoa; Chordata; Amphibia; Anura; Bombinatoridae. Gene Ontology annotation, cellular component: membrane. Bases 1 to 3753 code for a protein of 1250 amino acids.